This is a messenger RNA of Dromaius novaehollandiae (emu), 1482 nucleotides long. It is a transcript of the gene CDK4, whose product is annotated as cyclin dependent kinase 4. Gene Ontology annotation, biological process: regulation of G2/M transition of mitotic cell cycle; protein phosphorylation; regulation of gene expression. Gene Ontology annotation, molecular function: cyclin binding; ATP binding; cyclin-dependent protein serine/threonine kinase activity. Lineage: Eukaryota; Metazoa; Chordata; Aves; Casuariiformes; Dromaiidae. The transcript has 8 exons. Bases 110 to 1021 code for a protein of 303 amino acids. The record is from RefSeq and is a predicted model, not a curated record. Gene Ontology annotation, cellular component: nucleus; cytoplasm; cyclin-dependent protein kinase holoenzyme complex.
GGUUCCGGUCCUCCAGCUCCGCCCCCGGCCCGGGCCCCGCCGCCGAGACCCGCGGGCCGCGCGCUGCUGCUCGGGGUGCCGGGGGCCUGGCGACGGCGGUGGCACCAGCAUGGCGAAGGAGGUGCGGGCGCAGUACGAGCCGGUGGCGGAGAUCGGCGUGGGCGCCUACGGCACCGUCUACAAGGCGCGGGACCUGCAGAGCGGCAAGUUCGUGGCGCUGAAGAACGUGCGGGUGCAGACGACGGAGAACGGGCUGCCCCUGAGCACCGUGCGCGAGGUGGCCCUGCUCAAGCGCCUCGAGCACUUCGACCACCCCAACAUCGUCCGGCUGAUGGACGUCUGCGCCACGGCACGGACGGAGUGCGAGACCAAGGUGACGCUGGUCUUCGAGCACGUGGACCAGGACCUGAAGACCUACCUGGACAAGGCGCCUGCGCCCGGGCUGCCGCUCGACACCAUCAAGGACCUCAUGCGGCAGUUCCUGCGCGGCCUCGACUUCCUGCACUCGAACUGCAUCGUCCACCGGGACCUCAAGCCCGAGAACAUCCUGGUGACCAGCAACGGGCAGGUCAAGCUGGCCGACUUCGGCCUGGCCCGCAUCUACAGCUGCCAGAUGGCCCUGACCCCUGUGGUGGUGACACUGUGGUACCGGGCGCCCGAGGUGCUGCUCCAGUCGACCUACGCGACGCCCGUGGACAUGUGGAGCGUGGGCUGCAUCUUCGCCGAGAUGUUCAGGCGGAAGCCCCUUUUCUGCGGGAACUCAGAGGCCGACCAGCUGGGCAAGAUUUUUGACAUGAUCGGGCUCCCCGUGGAGGACGACUGGCCCCUGGACGUGGCCCUGCCCCGCUGCGCGUUCACGGCCCGGCCCCCCCAGCCCGUCGAGGGCUUCGUCCCCGAGAUGGAGCCGCUGGGGACCCAGCUGCUCCUGGAGAUGCUGACCUUCAACCCCUACAAGCGGAUCUCGGCCUACGACGCACUGCGGCACCUUUACCUCCAGGACCGGGGUGCGGGCGAGGGCUAGCGGCGCCCGCGGGGGCCGCGCAGGACUGGACCCGGCCCCCCGGCCCCCCCAGCGCUGACGGACUCAGGCAGCGACCCCUUUUCUAGGGGGGGUCUAGCACGGAGGGCUCACGCGGGCGCUGCUGCCGCGCUCGCGCGGGGGGGACCGGAGCGUCGCUUCGGGCGGGUGCCCGGCCCCCCCGGCCCCGUGCGAGCCACGUGCGAGGGAGGACGAGGCCUCCCGGCACUGGUGCUCCGCUCGCACGGCGGAGCGGGGGGACGGACAGCCCUGGCGCGAGGUGGCCUGGCCGCGCUCCCCCCCCGUGCCGGGGCCGCCGGGUGCUAUUUAUGAGGAUUUGGCGCGGACGGCGGGGGGGGCGUGGAGACGCGUGCCGGGUUUUCUCCCGGCUCCGGACACUGCCGUUCCCAAUAAAGGGGCGCGGGCAGCGCCCAGGGUGGCCUGGCCCCCUGCCCGCACUGUCA